This is a messenger RNA of Lotus japonicus, 993 nucleotides long. RefSeq lists its product as uncharacterized. Gene Ontology annotation, cellular component: intracellular membrane-bounded organelle. NCBI's taxonomy places the organism in Eukaryota, Viridiplantae, Streptophyta, Magnoliopsida, Fabales, Fabaceae. The record is from RefSeq and is a predicted model, not a curated record. The transcript has 5 exons. The coding region runs from base 233 to 787 and encodes 184 amino acids.
GACAUCAAAUUCAUACUACCCAAUAAUCCAAUCAAAGAUUCUCUGUUUCUUUCUUUGUUUUCCAUAAUAAUCAAUCAACUAUAGUUCUAAAAUUCUUUUAUGCACCACAAUAAUACUAUAUAAUUAUUCAGAGUUGGGGUUUCUUGUGGUGAGAGAAAAACUCUGAUUCUGAUCUCAAUUUACUGGACUACCCUUCAGAGUUGAAUGUUAAAGUUCUAAACUUUGCCCAAAGAUGGCGAUUGGGAAGAUGGGAAUAACCGAUUGGUUCCACAGGAAGAUCACUGAUCCCCUUCUUUCCAUUAUUCGCCGAGGAGCUGAGCCUAACCAGUUGGCUUUUUCUGCUGCUCUUGGCAUUACAUUUGGAGUAUUUCCUAUAUGUGGUGUCACUGUAUUCCUCUGUGCAAUGGCUAUUGCAUUGCUUGGAUCAUAUUGCCAUGCUCCAACUGUGAUGCUUGCUAACUUUGUUGCUACGCCAAUAGAGUUGAGUCUGGUUGUACCCUUUCUACGCUUUGGUGAAGUUAUCUCUGGUGGACCUCAUUUCCCUUUGACAUCUGAUGCUUUAAAGAAAGUUUUUACUGGUCAAGCUUCACGUGAAGUCUUAUUAAGUGUUGCCCAUGCGUUAUUAGGGUGGCUGGUUGCAUCACCUUUUAUUUUGGGAACUCUGUACAUAGUACUAUUACCAUGCUUCAAAUUUUUGGUUCAGAAAUUCUCAACUGUUCCUUUAAGUCCGAAGAAGCCUCUUCUCCAUCCACACUCAGAAAUAAGCCUGAAGGUAAGGGAUGUUUGAGAAAACAAUUUCACAGUCACUGUAUCUGCUUAGUGAGAGUGAUCAUCAAUCAUUCAUAGGUUCUUUUGUGACAUAACUUGUACAUAACAAACAAAAGCGUGUCACUGUUUGUAACGCUAAGAUUUACUUUGUGAAGUAUGUGAUGUGAUUAUCAAGAAUAGUAAGCAUUGGCAAAUAUAUAAUUAAUGCUCUCAUUUUUAUUAAAA